UGUCCCACGCUUUACUCUCAUGCACUGAGUACAUAGACAGCAACUUUGCUAGCCCGGGACCAUACGCCGGCUUGUAGCCAAUCGCAAAGCGCCGCCAGUCACCGGAAGCCUGCACCUGCGGCAUCCAGGCUUUCCCACUGAACGAUCACCGAUACUCCGCAGCCAGUCCUGAAAGAUGAUGAACCUUCUCGCGGCCUUUCUUUUCUGCAGUCUCUGCAUUGGAACUGGGCUUACUGAUACAGAGAGAGCUGUGGAUGGUCUUGGAGACGGGUCUCCAUUCGCAGUUGAAGGUGCCCAACACCUGCCCUACGGUGUAUUGGACAGUUACCAGGUUCUUCUGCCUGGUCUAAAAUUUAACUGCUACGGAAACUGACAAGUUGGAGUGCUCUAGUAGUGUACAGAUAUAAACCUGGCAGUGGUGCACUGUAUCAGGUAACCUUCCAGGUGUGGAGACCAAAUGGUUCUGGGAGAUACAGACUCGUUGGUUUCGAUAAACUAUUUAGAAGUAGUAUCUCACCCAUCCAUGCUACUCAUGAAAAUGAGGAAACUGGCUUAUUAUUACCUGUCGAACGCAACUGAACAAAGAGAAGGAAAUCAGACGUCUGAGAACAAAAAACCGCUCUAUUUUAAACCUGGUGACAUCAUAGGUUUCGACAUUCUGUCCUUCUUCACAACAACCAACCAGCCAAUGUUCAUCACGUAUCGAAACCAGGCUCCGGGUGAUCCAGACCAUCUAGUGAUGGACUUGUUCUACAACACAACUGAUGGAGAUAAACGCUCAGUGUGAAAUGAACACUUGCUCAGACGGAAUGGAGAAAAUUGAAUCCGUGGUGCCCAACAUUUUCUUCACAUACGAGGAGGUGAGUAAGGACAGUGAAGUUUUCCUGCACCAGGAUCCCUCAUCAACGGUAGAUUGCGAACCAGUGGAGUUUGCAGUAGAUGAAUGCCCACCAUCUGUUGCACCAUCAUCCAGCUUAGCCCCCUCCAAUGGUGCUAGCGUCCCCAGCACCUCUCCCCUCGCUUCCUCCACAAGGGACACAGAACGUUAUACUGAUCAUAGCGGUCUCUGCAGGUGGUUCGGUACUCAUACUAGUCCUAGGAGGAAUACUGAUUGUGGUUGUGGCCCUGGUCUGCAAGAAGAAGAAGACGCUUGGUGAUGAUUAUGACUCUCCUAGGGAGGCAUCCAAUGCUCUCUACAGUGAGAUGAAUGUCGACGAACCAACUGCCUAUGCGUCUACCUACCGAAUAAAGCCAGGGAUCUACGUGGAGCAAGAGAGGAACGCAGCCAACCCUUCGACGCCUCAUUUUUCAAUUCGAGCUGGAGACUCUGUCAUGUCUCUCUCCAGUCACAAUGGCCGCGCACCCUUCUCCAUCUCGGGUCCCGUACAUAGCAACGGCCAGGUCCCCUUCCAGAGGAUCCUCCAGCCAAGUGAGAUGGGUGCCAUGUCAAUGCAGCUACCCAGAGGCUACAGAAAUGGAGGAAGCUCGGCGGGAGAGGACCAGAGAAGAUCUCUCCGCGUAGUGUCUAGCGGGACGCACCAACGACCACCCAUUCCCUCAGCAAUGCACCGUCAGAACACAGACGGAAAUUCCCGACAUGCGUCGAUGCCCCUAAAGUCCAUCAGAGACACUCAAAAUCAGUUGAACCCCGGGAAAUCUCUGCCAGCUCUCUCGUCUUAUCCCCAGUCGCCCUCACCGUACCCCUGCCCCCCAACUCCCCAAAUUUCAGACCCCCCAGUACCCUACCUUCUCCCCACCAAACCCUGGUACAAGAGCAACUAUGAACCAACCAAAGUCCCAGAGAAGGAGAGGCCUCACACUCUGCCAGGUGAGGAGGGGCUCUAUGUGCCAACAACAAUGGAAGAGGGAAACAGUACGGGUGAGGACUAUUCCCGAUUACGACAGCCGCACCAUUCGAAGGGGUCCAACGAUGACUCAGCAUUCUUUGAGGGCCCAGACAUUUUUAACGAGCCUGCGUCCUCCACCAAUGAGAUAUACCAGCAGCUCUCCAGCUGGAAGGCCAGGGAAAUCAUCCGCAAAUACAUCACGCUUCACCAUAGGAUUGGGUCUGGCCACUUUGCGACGGUGUGUCGCGGAGUGUGGCAGAGACCAGGGGGAGAGCAAGAAGUGGCAGUCAAAGAGCUCAAGAGCGGAGCCGUGGAGGAGGACAGGGUAAAGUUCCUGCAGGAGGCGGCCAUCAUGAGCCAGUUCAACCACACCAAUGUCGUGAAACUACAUGGAAUUGUCACAAUUGAUGAACCAUUGCUGAUUGUCAUGGAACUAAUGCCAAACGGAGACCUCAAAAACUAUCUUGACAGAUUCACAGCCAACAGACGUUCGCCCCGCCAGCGGCGCAGUCCUGGCUCAACUCCGCCUCCUUCACCGGGAUCUCUUCUCCCCAUCACUCCCUCCCUCCCUCACCAACUCCUCUCGUUCUGCCGGCAAGUGGCCGACGGAAUGGAGUAUCUGGCCCAGAAGAGAUUCGUCCACAGGGACCUGGCCACCCGCAACAUUUUUCUGACUAAAGAUUUCACCUGCAAGAUUGGGGACUUUGGAUUGGCGAGGGAUCUGGGGGGAGAUGACUUAUACCAGUCCACUGGAGGAAAAAUACCUGUCAAAUGGACAGCUCCAGAGGCUCUGCAGUAUCGACAUUUCACUAGUGCCAGUGACGCAUGGAGCUAUGGAAUGGUUCUGUUUGAAAUCUGGUCUCUGGGCCACAGGCCAUUCGAUGCCUGCUCAAUAGAGAAAGACGUAAUGGAGCUGAUAGGGAGCAAUGUAUGUCAGCCGCCACCACCUGGCUGCCCUCGCGAAAUGUACAAACUCAUGACUCUUUGCUGGAACAACAAGGCCAGUAAUCGCCCCAGCUUCUCCCACAUCUGUGAAUACCUCAACCAGUCGGACAGCAAGCUGCUGAAGCUCCCGGCUGAGCUUCCGUCAACUCUGUCUCCCCAGGCCACCCAGUUAGGAGCCUCUCUAGCAGAGGGGAAGGGGCUGUACUCUGACCUGCAGUAUGGAUAUGAAGAGUCAAUAGUCUAGUCUACCAUGUCAUACUCUAGAGACUGAUAUAUACCUGGAGACUGUUAACCCAUGCAACCCAGUCACUUUCAUGCGCGUGUGUGUAUAUACGUGUGUCCACAAUCAGUUCAUUUGCAUAAUUUAACAACUGAA
Geodia barretti is the source of this 3168-nucleotide messenger RNA. The record is from the annotation of a GenBank genome assembly. Lineage: Eukaryota; Metazoa; Porifera; Demospongiae; Tetractinellida; Geodiidae.